UGGGAUGACUCAUAGGGUGGAAUCUUGCUGAGAAAAUUCGCAUAAACAUAUUUUGAAGAAGGACUCAGAGUUCACAUUCUUGCUCCAGCUUUCCUCCCACAUCUGUUUUUGUAUCUGUUCAUCAUGCAGUUUUACAGAGUUCUGACAAUCCUGUUUAUGACUCUGUCCACAGCAUGUGGAAUAAAAUGUUACUCAUGCGGUCCCACCGACCCCAAAUCCUGCACAACUACCUUAUCUUGUUCUGACCCCUUUAACCGUUGUUUCUCCCUUGAUGUGAACGGUGUCACCACAAAGGGCUGCCAGAGUAAUGCUUUUUGUGUAAAACCAAUGGAUUGCUGUGAGGGGGACUUGUGUAACAGUGCCAUACCCACUGGUCCCAGCGUCAUCCUCCUGCUGGUGUCUUCAGCCAUCAUCACACUCUUUCUCUGAGGCUCUAGAACAGUUACAGCUGAGAACAUUUGACUUUUUUCUCUUAUCAAAUUUGUAUAAGUCAAGAAGAAUAAACAAUUUCUCAAAAUGUAAGGGCAGUGAAUGAAUACAGAUCAAUAUUUGUUCAAUAAACUACAAUAUGAUCGACCACUGAAA
Molecule: messenger RNA, 585 nt
Organism: Lates calcarifer (barramundi perch)
Lineage: Eukaryota; Metazoa; Chordata; Actinopteri; Centropomidae
Product: lymphocyte antigen 6G
Exons: 3
Coding region: 124-429 (101 amino acids)
Source: RefSeq, a predicted model, not a curated record